Messenger RNA from Sodiomyces alkalinus F11, 1825 nucleotides. RefSeq names its product CAF1-domain-containing protein. The coding region runs from base 155 to 1741 and encodes 528 amino acids. The record is from RefSeq and is a predicted model, not a curated record. Gene Ontology annotation, molecular function: nucleic acid binding; poly(A)-specific ribonuclease activity. Gene Ontology annotation, cellular component: CCR4-NOT complex; P-body; CCR4-NOT core complex. The transcript is spliced from 2 exons. NCBI's taxonomy places the organism in Eukaryota, Fungi, Ascomycota, Sordariomycetes, Glomerellales, Plectosphaerellaceae.
UCUACAUUCGAUCCAAUACCGGAACAGAGCACGUUAGAGACCUCCUAGUUCCUGUGGGUGUCGCCGCCCCCGCCGUCAACUCGAGUCUGACCUCGUUCCCUUCACCAAUAACCACAACCCUCACCUACCAGACUCUCGGCGCCACCAACCUGGCAUGCCGCCUCCGCUGCCUAGGUUCCCCAGUGGGCCUAAUAACAUACCGCCCUACCAUCAACAGUUUUCCGCCCACGCCCAAGGACAUGGCGCCGCCCAUGGCCCCCCCUUGGGUACCAACCCUUCCUACCUCAACGCCAGUUCCCAAAUCAACCCUUUCUCGGCCAACAACAAUGUCCUCGGUGUCGCUGCCGGUUUGAGCGCAGCUGGGUUUGGCGUUGGCGUUGGCGUCGGUGUCGGCGUCAACGACGCGACCGGCCUAGGGAGCCAUGCGGCGCGCAUGGGUUUUCAGGCAGCCGGUCUCCACCAGCAACAGCAGCAACACGGCCAACCGCAACACAACUUCGCUGCCGACCACGGUGGCCCCAACAUUCGGUCCGGCACGAAGGCCAGAAUACGAGAGGUGUGGAAGCAUAAUCUUCACGAAGAAAUGGCCGUGUUACGAGACCUCGUGGACAAAUAUCCCUACAUCGCCAUGGACACCGAAUUUCCAGGUAUCGUCUCGCGGCCGAUGGGCGGGUUCAGAGGGAAGAGCGAUUAUCACUACCAAUGCCUACGGACCAACGUCGACAUGCUCAAGGUCAUCCAGAUUGGACUAGCGCUGUUCAACGAGGAUGGCGAGACUCCUCCCGCAAGACCAAAUUCCGGCGACGGCGCAGAUAUCGGCAUGGCGGGACGGCGCAUGACCCAACCAGGACCGUUCCCUUACGCGUGGCAGUUCAACUUCAAGUUCUCCCUCAAGGACGACAUGUAUAACGAGAAGUCGGUCGAGUCGCUCCAGACGGCCGGCAUCGACUUCAACCUCCUAGAACGUGACGGUAUUGACCCUCAUGAAUUCGCGAGCUUAUUGAUCCCUUCGGGCUUGGUCUGCUUCGAGAACGUUCGGUGGAUUUCCUUCCACGGCGGCUACGACUUUGGCUAUCUUACCAAGCUCCUCUUCUGCCAGCCGCUCCCGAGUGACGAGGUCGACUUCGAUAGGAUCAUGAAGCUCUACUUCCCCUCGACCUACGACGUCAAGCAUCUCAUGAAGCACGCCAUCAAGCUCCACAACUCGGGACUGCUGACACCCAACGACCCCACCACGGCCGAGAUCCUGCAAAAAUUCGAGCUCAAGUCCGGCCUGGAAAACAUCGCGGAGACCUUGAAGGUCAAGCGCGUCGGGGCCGCUCACCAGGCCGGCUCCGACUCCCUCAUCACCGGCAAGGUGUUUUUCCAGAUGCGCGAGCGCAUCUUCAACGGCGAAAUUGCCGAGGACCACCUCGGCAGGGUCUGGGGCCUAGGCGUCCCCGACGGCGGCUUGCUCGUGGGCCACAUGCUGUCCAACCAGCAGCAGCAACAGGCAGGGCCCGGUGGCAAUAACCCCUCCGGAAACCCGCAAGAACAGACGCCCGGCCAGGGCAACGCCAACGCGCACGGCGGCAACGGGCAAAACGGCGGCGCUCCUAGCACUCCCAACACGGUCAGCGUCGGGCUUGCGAGCACGCCGGCCCCGCAGUCCCAUAACACCAACGGCUUCAACACGGGUCCCGUGACGCCCGGCGGCGGGGGUGGUGUCUUUGGAAGCUUUGCCUUUGGGGGCAGCCGCUAAAGAGCAUGAGUCGGCGCGCGGGCUUCGGCGGGAUUCUAAGAUGAUGUGUGCGCAGGGGACUUUUUUUCUUUUCUUCUUACGGAA